This is a messenger RNA of Cylindrotheca closterium, 1347 nucleotides long. Lineage: Eukaryota; Bacillariophyta; Bacillariophyceae; Bacillariales; Bacillariaceae. The record is from the annotation of a GenBank genome assembly.
AUGGUUGAAGGCACGACGACCAAGACAGCUCGACUCAACAAGGUUUACACUACCACUGGUGCUGAAGCAGAGACUGCAAUCAGAAGAUUCCAAGAAUUCAUCAAAUUCGAAACUGUUUCCGCCACCGCACCGUCCACAGGUGCUUACAAACAGUGUGCUGAGUUUCUCAAGAAGGAAUUAGAGAAUGUUUCUGUCUUGAGCGAUGUGCAUUAUCUAGAGGAAGCGCCUGAUCAUUCACCUGUGGUGGUUGCCAAAUGGAAAGGUCGAGAUGAUAAACUGCCAAUUCUACUGCUGAAUUCUCAUUAUGAUGUGGUUCCAGCAGACAUUUCCAAUUGGACUGUCCCUGCUUUUGAUGGAUUGCGAAAGGGUGGAAAGAUUUAUGGACGUGGAACCCAAGAUAUGAAGUGCGUUUGUAUGCAGUACAUUGAAGCCAUUCGAACGAUUUCUAAGCUGCAUCCCGAUUGGCAACCAGAACGUGACAUUUACCUAACAUUUGUUCCGGAUGAGGAGAUUGGUGGCAGUGGAAUGGCAGCCUUUUUGGAAUCCAAACUUUACAAAAACUUGCCAGGGAUUGGAAUUGCCUUGGAUGAAGGUCUAGCAAGCACGACGAACACGUUUGAUGUCUUUUAUGGGGAGAGGCUCCCUUGGUGGGUUGACGUCACAGCAGAGGGUCCCACAGGUCAUGGAAGCCGAUUCAUCGAAAACACUGCCGUAGAACAACUCUUGGAAAUGACGCAAAAGGCAUUGGCAUUCCGAAAGGGUCAAAAGGAUCUAUUGGAAAUGAAACACGACGAGAAUUGUGCUCAUGCAGUAGCACGGAAGAAACUAGGGGACGUUACGAGUCUGAACAUUACGACGCUUCAAGCGGGUGUUGAAGUGGGGGAUACCUAUGCCUACAAUGUGGUCCCUUCCAUUGCAAGGUGUAGCUUUGACAUUCGGAUUUCUCCUCACAUGCCUCCAUCCGAGAUGAAGUCAUUGUUAGAUGUAUGGUGCCAAGAGUGUAGCAAGAACACCGCUGGGGGGAGUAAAGUCACGUGGAAGCAUGUCGAUGGAAUGGAAGGAGGCGACAAGCAUGCUACUACGGAAACAGAUCGCAAGGUGAAUCCUUGGUACGGCGUCUUUUGCGAUUCCUUGGCCAAUAUGGGAUGUGAAAUCGUUCCUCAGGUGUUUCCAGCAGCAACCGAUUCUAGGUUCUUGCGAGCACUUGGAGUUCGGGCACUGGGAUUUUCGCCGAUGCGAAACACUGAAAUCAUGCUCCACGAACAUGAUGAAUAUAUUCCAGAGUCCACGUUUCUCGAGGGGAUCGGAGUUUAUGUGGGCCUGAUUCAAGAUCUACGACAAAGCUAG